AUGGAUAAGCAGGGAACAUACGUCAGCUCGGGGGACUGUAUAUUCACCUUGACCAAGCGCGCAUUGUUUAACCAUGGGAUUAGGGAGGUUGUACAGGCGCUGCUGGAUGAGGGGAUGAAGUUGACAGGGCUGAGGGAACACCAGCGUGCGCCGUUGACAGGCGCGCAAGCAGAACUAGAGGUGGACCAACGAGGCGAGUCGCAGGUUAAAGAGAAGCCGUUGGCACGACGCAUAUAUCUUCACAGGAGAUUACUCUUUGAAGCGUCGACCGUGGCGAUUGCCCUUUCGUAUACGCUACUAGCCGUCAAGGAAUAA
Metarhizium brunneum ARSEF 3297 is the source of this 315-nucleotide messenger RNA. Lineage: Eukaryota; Fungi; Ascomycota; Sordariomycetes; Hypocreales; Clavicipitaceae. The record is from RefSeq and is a predicted model, not a curated record.